Hippopotamus amphibius kiboko is the source of this 4913-nucleotide messenger RNA. It is a transcript of the gene DACT1, whose product is annotated as dishevelled binding antagonist of beta catenin 1. Gene Ontology annotation, biological process: negative regulation of canonical Wnt signaling pathway; regulation of Wnt signaling pathway, planar cell polarity pathway; negative regulation of JNK cascade. The record is from RefSeq and is a predicted model, not a curated record. The transcript has 4 exons. Lineage: Eukaryota; Metazoa; Chordata; Mammalia; Artiodactyla; Hippopotamidae. Gene Ontology annotation, cellular component: cytoplasm. Bases 86 to 2638 code for a protein of 850 amino acids.
AGUCGGCGGCCGCAGCCCUAGCGCCCGCUGCUCCGCCGGGGCGGCCCGGCCGCGGGCACGGCCGCGCGCGGCAGGAUUGGGGGCCAUGAAGCCGAGUCCGGCCGGGACGGCGAGGGAGCUGGAGCCGCCGGCGCCGGGCCGGGGCGAGCAGCGCGCCGCGGAGCCCGAGGGGCGCUGGCGGGAGAAGGGCGAGGCGGACACGGAGCGGCAGCGCACCCGCGAGCGGCAGGAGGCCACGCUGGCCGGGCUGGCGGAGCUGGAGUACCUGCGCCAGCGCCAGGAGCUGCUGGUCCGGGGCGCCCUGCGCGGCUCUGGGGGCGCGGGGGCCGCUGCCGCCCGCGCCGGGGAGCUGCCGGGGGAGGCGGCGCAGCGCAGCCGCCUGGAGGAGAAGUUCUUGGAGGAGAACAUCUUGCUGCUGCGGAAGCAGUUGAAUUGUUUGAGGAGAAGAGAUGCUGGUUUGUUGAACCAGUUGCAGGAACUUGACAAGCAGAUAAGUGACCUGAGACUGGAUGUAGAAAAGACAUCUGAAGAGCACCUGGAGACAGACAGCCGCCCCAGCUCAGGAUUUUAUGAGCUGAGUGAUGGGGCUUCGGGAUCCCUUUCCAAUUCCUCGAACUCGGUCUUCAGUGAGUGUUUAUCCAGUUGUCAUUCCAGCACCUGCUUUUGCAGCCCCUUGGAGGCAACCCUGACUAUCUCAGAUGGUUGCCCCAAGUCUGCAGAUCUCAUAGGAUGGUUGGAAUAUAAAGAAGGCCACUGUGAAGACCAGGCCUCAGGGGCAGUUGGCCGUUUCCCCUCCGCAUCACAAUCUAAUUCCCUUGGUGUCAUUACAGAUGUGAAUCCCAAGUACCAGUGUGAUCUGGUGUCUAAAAACGGGAACGAUGUGUAUCGCUACCCCAGUCCACUUCAUGCUGUGGCCGUGCAGAGCCCAAUGUUCCUCCUUUGCCUGACCGGCAACCCCCUGAGGGAAGAGGAGAGGCUCGGUAACCAUGCCAGCGACAUUUGUGUCGGACCUGAGCUGGACGCCGUCAAGACAGACACUUCCUUACCAUCUCCGAGCAGUUUGUGGUCUGCUCCCCAUCCUUCAUCCAGUAAGAAAAUGGAUGGUUACAUCCUGAGCCUGGUCCAGAAAAAAACACACCCUGUAAGGACCAACAAACCAAGAACCAGUGUCAACGCAGAUCCCACGAAGGGGCUCCUGAGGAACGGGAGUGUUUGUGUCAGAGUGACUGCGGGCGUCUCACAGGGCAACAGUGGGAACCUUAAGAGUUCUAAACAGGUGCCUUUGCCCUCUGGCGGGAUCCCCUCUCUGGACAAUGGGACGUUCUCCCCACUGAAACAGUGGUCGAAAGAAUCAAAGCCAGAACCACCGGAGAGCAAGAGGUUGCCCGCGCCUGAGGGCUGCUGCCCAGGCGCUGCCACUGAACUUCAAGGGAAGCAUCUGCCCAAAAAUGCCAAGCCAGUCUCCCAGGAACUUGCUAGGUGCCCGCCUGCUGGGACAGGGGAGCCCCCUAAGGAAAGCGGGCAGAUCCCAGCUGCCUCCCCGAAGGAGAGCCCUGGGAGGGCGCCCGCCUCGCUGCUGCAGGAGAACAAGGUGGUCCAGCCACUGAAAAAGGUGUCGCAGAAAAACAGCCCACAGGCCGCCCCUCCGGCGGCGCCCCCUCCCGCCGCUGCAGCCCUGCUGUCUCCCGCUUUCCUGGCAGCGGAAGAGCGGCCCGCCCUGGAUUUCAGAAGCGAGGGCUCUUCUUCUCAGAGCCUGGAGGAAGGGCCGCUGGGGAAGGCGCCGCCCGGCCUGGCGCUGCCGCCCGGCGUCCGGCCGCCCCGGGGCACGCGGCCCGCGGCCGCCCCGAGGGGCUCGGCCCUGAAGCACCGGGCCGCAGCCGUCCACGGGCCCGAGAGCGCGCCGCCCGCGGCGAGGGAGAGAGCCCGGGCGGCCGGCAAGAAGUGCCGGCUCCCCGACGACACGGAUACAAACAAGAGACUCCGGAGAGCCCCGGCCAAGGGGCGGCGGGGCGGCGGCGGCGGCGGCGGCGGCCAGCCCGACGCGGGGCUCCCCAGCCGGCCCGCGGGCGCGGGCCACCGCGCGGGCAGCCGGGCGCACGGCCACGGCCACGGCCGCGAGGCGGUGCUGGCCAAGCCCAAGCACAAGCGCGCCGACUCGCGGCGGUGGCGGUCGGCCGCCGAGGUGUCGUACGAGGAGGCGCUGCGGCGCGCGCGGCGGGGCCGCCGGGAGCCCGCGGGGCUGUUCGCGGCCGCGCCGCUGCCCUACGCCAGCCCCUACGCCUACGCGGCCAGCGACUCCGAGUACUCGGCCGAGUGCGAGUCCCUGUUCCACUCCACCGUGCUGGACACCAGCGACGACGAGCGCAGCAACUACACCACCAACUGCUUCGGCGACAGCGAGUCCAGCGUGAGCGAGGGCGAGUUCGUGGGCGACAGCAGCAGCACCAGCGACUCCGAGGAGAGCGGGGGCUUGAUCUGGUCCCAGUUUGUCCAGACGCUCCCCCUGCAGCCCGUCCCGGCCCCGGACCUUCGCCACCACCCCGCCAAAACCUUCGUCAAGAUCAAGGCUUCGCACAACCUCAAGAAGAAGAUCCUGCGCUUUCGCUCCGGUUCUUUGAAGCUGAUGACCACCGUCUGAGGAGCAGCCUUGGCGUAGAAAGUGGGGUGUCUCUAGUUCCCCAAGAAAUGGUGGCGUCUUACUUUUUGGUGCGUAAUGAUUUCAUGGAACGCUUUCCUUUGGAUAAGGUAAAAGCGAGGUGAAUUCUGUCUCGUCUUCGUCAUGUAUGGACCCUAGUGCCUUUAAUGGAAGGUAAAGAAUGUUUUUGCGGGUUAGAAGUGAAUAUUGAGUUUCUGAUGGUGGUGAUAGUGAGUGACGUUUGUGGUGUCAGAUGAUUUUUAUUUGAGAUCUUCUGAGCAUCUGUGAAGGCACAGGUUUUGGUGUUCAAGUGUUAAUGGGAUGAGACCGUUGGAUCCGGAGGUCAGGUGGAUGGAAUUUGAGGACAUACAUUUGCUUCUUUGGUUCUUUAGGGCAGCGUCUCCAUUAGGGUUUUCCUGUCGAGGGCAUCACAUGCAGUUGUGUGAAGUAACUACAAGGGGCAGUCAUGGUUUUCUGUAAUUUUUUAUACACUCUAAUUUUCUCCAAUGUAUCCGCGUUCUUUUUUCUUCUCAGAACUGUUUGGUUUACUGGACUCAGAACUUGAAGACCAGACCCUACAUUCAGAGGGGUGACCUGGGUAGGGAGGCUGGUAAUACCUUCAAAUGAUUCACUAAAACCUUUGCCACACUUGGUGCCUAGGCCCUGGUUACAGUAACCUCUUCUAGGGCCAUUUACCCAACAUUGAUGCCUUUCUCCUCCUCCCUAAUUUGCAUCAGAUCCAACCAUUCCUCGCUUGGAGACUUGCCUUUGGGAUAAUACUUUGGUCAUUGGGUACAGAGAAAUUCACUCCUAGUGAGAUAACCCUUGGGUGUGACUCCAAGCUCAGCCCGCUCAUGGAGCACUGUGCCACUAAGCAUUAGCCCAGACAUUAGUGCAAUCCAAUCCAGGUGGGACCACUGACCCUGUCUGGAAGGGCUUUUUUAAAAAAAAUUUUUCUUGGUAAACAGUAUUGUGUAAAAUUGCUUUUUUGAUACCAAUAUAUGCAUGUUUUGUGCAUGAGUAGUACUUGUUUUGCUAUUCCUGUUGAUGUUAAAUGACUGUAUGAUAUAAACAGUAUGUGUUUUUUAUAUAUCUGUGUAAAUUUAAUAUAACACGUUAUAUACUGUAAUAAACGAUUUGUUUUACUGCUGUUAAGUUUGUUAUUUGGGUAUAAAACCAGAUGUUUACAUCUAUAAAUGUUGUGCUGAUUAUUGUGGGAUUUAUAUUAGGCCUAUUCUAGCAUUAGGAUAUUAUUUGCAAUAAUUAAGGCAGAUUUUAGGAGUGUUUGAAUGGAUGGUGAAUAAACAAAUGAGGAAAAGCAAGCCACUUCUUUAGAAAAGUUAAGGUGCUUCUUUAAAAUUUAAGGUACAUAGAUCUCUUCUAAGGAAAAUAUUUCUGAGAAGACUUCCCCUCUCUCCCAGAACUUCUACGUAUGAAAAAUUUUCAACAUGGAAAAGUUGAAAGGAUAGUACAAUAAACACCUUUGUAUAGCCACCACCUUGAGUCAACAGUUGUUACCAUUUUUCCAUGCUUGCUUUAACAGUGUUUAUGUAUAUAUUAGAUUAAACAAUAUCGCUAGUUUUGUGGGUCAAAGACAGAUUUUGGUGGUCCUCCCUCUCCCCACCACGCUACUAUAUUAUUUUAGAGUAAAUUUCAGGCAUCAUGAUAUUUCAUCUCUAAAAAUUUAAGCAUGUAUUUCCUAAGAACAAGGAGAUUCUCCUAUAUAAUUACAACACCACGAUCACACCUAAGGAAAAUUGAUGAUAAUUCUUAAUAUCAUCAAAAAUUUAAUCUCUAUUCAAAUUUUCCAAUUUGUUUCAAGAAGUUUUUAAUAGCAACUUCCCCACUCCUCCCAACCAGCGUUCAGUCAAUGUUAUACAUUGCAUUUGGUUAUAUCCCUAGUCUUUUUUGUCUAAAAUAGUCUCUCCAUAUUUUUUUUUUAAGUGACAUUAAAUUUUUGAAGUCGUUGCAAUUGUUUUGUAGAAGGGCCCACAUUCUGGAUUUGGUUGUUUAUGCUGUCUUCUAACAUCUUUCAGUCCCUCUAUUUCCUGUAAAAUGUGAAGGCUUGAUUGGAUUCAGGUUAAGCAUUCUUGGCAAGAUUUCACUAGUGAUCUUGUGUACUUUUAUUGCUUCACAUCAAGAAACAGAAUAUCGGGUUGCCCUGCUAUUACUGAAUUUAAGAGUGAUCCCUUGGUCAAGUCAGUGAGCAGAGUUUUCUCCACUAUAAAGGUUUUGUUUUUCCUCCUUGCAAAUGGUUAGUAUUUGUGGGUCAUUCUUU